Messenger RNA from Betta splendens (Siamese fighting fish), 15754 nucleotides. It is a transcript of the gene slx4, whose product is annotated as SLX4 structure-specific endonuclease subunit homolog (S. cerevisiae). Gene Ontology annotation, cellular component: nucleus; Slx1-Slx4 complex. Gene Ontology annotation, molecular function: enzyme binding. The coding region runs from base 644 to 5761 and encodes 1705 amino acids. Lineage: Eukaryota; Metazoa; Chordata; Actinopteri; Anabantiformes; Osphronemidae. The transcript has 16 exons. The record is from RefSeq and is a predicted model, not a curated record. Gene Ontology annotation, biological process: interstrand cross-link repair; resolution of meiotic recombination intermediates; DNA replication.
AGGAUCAACCCUUACAGAGGAGGAGUUGUACAGACUGAUGUUCCACCGGUAGGAAGGAUCUCUGGUGGAACACCUAAUACUGAUCAGCCUGUGGCUGAAGGUGCUCCCCUGUCCAGCCACACACUGUGUAGGGGUGGAGGUGCUGUCUAUAGAGAGGAGUUUGAUCACUCCUGUUCUCUGUUCAUCCCCCAGAUGUUUCAGGAGCAGCUCAGAGAACCAAUGAUUUCUUUAUUUCAUGUCACAUGACCGGAAGCUUCAAAUGAGGCGGUCGACUUCGGUCAAUUUUGGAAUAACAAUAAACUUUGUUAGGUUCGUGUGUGGAUUUUUAGCCGUAUAAUUAAUAUGUAAAGCAACAACGCCAGAACAUUUCGACGUACUAAUAAGAAAAUGAAAGAAAGAUGACGAAAAUGAGCUGACAGGUAUAAGGUAAUUCACCAACCCGGUGAGCGUUAGCUUGUGGUCCAGCUAGCAUGCUAACUGCUCUAUUGAAAACAAACACAAGUUCGUAGACUAGUCUUUGUCACAGAGACCCUCUAGCAACUCGGAGUCAGACGCCAGUGUGACCAACCAACCUUCGCCUUCUUUGUAGGACGCAACAGAUGGGAACAUGCUGUUUGGUGAAACAACGCUGAAGUAAACCGCUAUGGAUGACUCUGAACAGGAUUUUGUGGAUCUCUGCUCGAAGCUGCUAAAACGUGUCCGAAAGAAAGCAGGUGAGCCCAGACCUCCAAGGAAAGCGGAUCACCAGUUGUCCAGUCAGACAAGUGAUGGAAAAAAUAGUAGAAGAAACAAGAACAUUGGGGCGUCCAAGUCUAAACCUGUGGAACCGCUUGUUAGUGAAGGGACUGGACACGGUUCCGGAGAUGCUGGGUCAUCGUCUGUGCCUUCAACAGGGCUGAGAUAUGAUGGUAACCUAACUGCAAAAGACAAAGUACUGGACAGGAUGCAGCAGUUUAAGCGAGACAGUCCCCAGCGGAUGGUGUGUACAGACAAGAGACAGCCAACAAAUAAUUAUGUACCUCGUCCUCAGCCACAAAUGCAAGAGAGUCUGGAGUCCUUUACAUCAGGCCUCAACCCUGAGCCCCAAGAUACUGAUGAGGAUCUGGCCCUGCGUCUGCAGCAGGAGCUAGAUAGAGAAGCAGCAGAGGCCCAGACUGUAGCUUUAAAGGACGGAGGCGUUUUCUUCUGUCAAAUCUGCUACAAAGACCUGUCUCACAUGAGCCCAGAGGGGCGCACACAGCAUCUUAACAGGUGUUUAGAUGAGAGGGAAGAGAGCGCACCACACCCUCCUCCUCCUAGUGUCCCUGAGUGUCCUAUCUGUGGCAAGAAGUUCAAGUCUCAGAAGAGCCGUUUAGCCCAUCUGAAGUGUUGCUAUUCAGAGAUGGGAAUCUCUCCAGCUGUAAUGCUGCAGGCUCUACAGAGACAGGCUGCGGAUACACAGAAUGUCUUCACUACUAACAGACUGCCUACAAAUUUUAAUGCCAUCACCAAACGAAAAGGCAACUUCAAACGCGGUUUCCCUGUGAGGAAAAAAGCCAAAAAUAAGACUGGACCCCUGGAUGAAGACACUAUGAUGGCUUUGGCUCUGUCCGCAUCCCUUCUGGAAGAGGAAAGAGAGCAGCAGAGGGAGAGCAAGGCAGAGAUCCAAAUGCAAGCAGAAACCACUGUCCAUCCUACAUCACCAGUAGUGAGGUGGAAGACAGAAUUGGGUGCAGUGAAAGGCCGCGGGAAGUUAAAAAAGGGCCCCAUCCGCCAUCCUCCUCCACUGCUUGUUCAGGAUGCUCAGGAGGCCCUGAAAAGGCUGCAGGAACGUGUUUCUGCUCUCCUCCUACGCAGCUGGCCUGACUCCCCUCCUACCCCAACCCGCUGUCAAAGUGGUCUGUCUGGCUGGACUGGUGCUGCCCCCCUCUGGCAGAAAAGCUCACUGUUGGAUUGCUCCACAGACCUGUCUGAUUUCUACACUUCGGAACUUAGGCAGUUCAUCGUGCCAUGGGAACCAACAAAGUCUCAUAGAUCCUCCUGCAACACCAGCAACAAGCCACGUUCGUCUCUCCAACCUGUGAAUGAAGGAACUCCUGACACAAAAAAGAGGGUCCUGUCUCCUUCCUUCCAGACUGUCUCCUAUUCCUCACCUCCCUCCACGCCGGGAACAAGGCCUGUCAGCAGCCAAGCCCUUCUAGACCUGAUGGAGCUGACUGAAGAUGGCAUGACCCUCACGCAGUGUGGCUACACUGCUUUUGAACAUAACAAAGGGGUUCGUCUAAAUGGCUUCGUCUCGGAGGAGGCAGAGGAGCCGGCUGUUCACUGUGUGAGCGGCUUCAUUCCAGAAGCAACACAUAGAAAAUCUGAUAUGUCAGGAGCAGAUAAGAAGUGCGAUGGCCACCAGUCGGUAGCCCCCUCGAGGCUGGCAGCAGACUUAAGUAGCAUGGUGAACAACCCUCAGCUCAGCGAUGUGCAGCUCCAGGUGGACAGUGGAGACGUCUACUUUGCUCAUUCCUUCAUGCUGUAUGCUCGCUGUCCUCUGCUAGCAGAAAUGGUCCAUGAAGUUGGUUUUGGGGUGCAAGAGGAAGGCUCACCUGCAGCUCAGAGAGUGCUGAUGAGUGACCUUCCAGGACAGGCAGUAUUUGCUCUGCUGCAGUAUCUCUACACGGGUUUCUGCACCAUCUCAGCCUCACUGCGGCCCCAUGUACUGGAGCUCGCAUACAGGUUUGAUUUACUGGAGUUAAAGCAGCUUUGUGAUCUACAUCAAGAUGAGACAGACUACCAGGAAGAUGUCAACAACCAAACGAACCAGGCUUUCAUGGAGCUCCUACGCUCCAUGUGGCACGAAGAGGAUGAAGGUGAAGCGGAGACAGAUACUGAUGGAGCUAAUAAUGAACAGAUGGUGUUCAGUGAUCAAUGGGUCAGUGACCUCACAUUGGGACACAGAGAAAUAAGUGAAGAGAAAGUGAAUGAGGAAGAGCUGGAUGAGAUCUAUGAGUUUGCAGCCACACAGAGAAAGAGGGGGGAGGUGAAGGACUGUGAGGGGGAGAAGGAUGGAGGAGAUGUGAUAGACUCUAAUAGCUGCUCCAGUGAAAAAAGUCCAGAGCUGAAAGCAUUCCAAAGCAACCCCAGUCUGGAUCGCAGCUACAACGACCCCUUCCCAGAGUCGUGGGGGGUCUAUGAGGAAGGGCAAUCCUCUUCGUUAUCAUUAACCUCCGGCCUGUCGAAAAUGCAACCACCUGUAUCCCAACAACACCAGCCUUUACAUAAACCUUCAUCUAAUCUUUCCAGCAGAGCACUAUUUCAGUCUUUAGCAAGUGUAGUGGAUGAAUUGAGCCCUCCACCCACUACAGCCAACCUGCCUAUUACAGGUGUGUCCCCUGGUCAGGUGGGUGACUGUGGUCGUGGUGAAGAAAAGAAAACAGAUGCUGUUCAACUGGAGGAAUGUCCAACUUUAAAGCAACAAAGUAAAGGACCUCAUGUUUGUGUGGCCUUGUCUCCCGAUUCACCUCACAACAUCAACAAGAGGGAACCUGAGCUUAUAGUUUUGUCCGACUCAAGUGAGGAAAUGGAGGUCGUUGCUUGUAGACUAAAGGACACACAGACUUACACCCAAAUCAAAUCCCAGCGAAAGGUUAAUGAACCUGCCUAUGGCAAAAAGAAGUUGGUUAGUUUGAAACUUAGUCCUGGUGAUCCAGUAGACUGUUCUCCGGAACUUUCCUGGUUGAUCCCAUCUUCACCAGCUCAGCAAGAGACCAGCACCAGGAGCAGCACCAGUCAGAGCAGAAGUAGUAAGUGCAGGACACAGCUGUUUCCUCAAGAUGAAGCUUCAUCGUCCCCUUGUGUUUUCUCUUCGGCAGUAUCAGGCAGCAUACUCCAGACCUCUGACAGAGUUUCUAACCUUGGAGGCCUGGCAGAGGACAGUGUCUCUAGAGUGAAGCUAGACAAGAUGCUUCCCAGCAGGUCCAAUUUGGAUUUGAAAUGUUGUCCUAAAAGAUCCAGUAGCUCUGAUUUGAGUAAUGAUAGAGACAUAUUUACAGUUCCCAAAUCUCCACACACGUUCAUAAACAUCUCUUCCGUCCAGGCAUUGUCAAAGCAAGCUACACCCCUCCACAUGCAGCCCCAACCUUACAGCAGUACUCCUUUGCAUGCAGACAUAUGUCAGCCCCCUGGUCAUCUUGAUGCCUCCACACUCCACACUGGCCCCAAUGAAAAAGCAGGUGAAGAAAGAGAGAAGGCAACUUCAGAAAGGGAAGACAGCCCAGAAAAGACAGAAUUAGGAAGCUUUCAUCUUUCUCCCUUGUCAGACCAAUUGCAUCAGCCCUCACUGGAUUCGUCCUUUUGUCUAAGCCGUUUAAGUUCACAGAGACAAAUUAAGUUUUUUAGAGAAACUGGAAGAAUUGAACUAGAAACAGGAGAGAAGGAGGAAGCAAAAGGAGAAUGUGGAGAAGCAGGCAGCUCAGAGUGCAGUUUCCAACAGAGUUUUAUAGAUGAGCCUCCCAUAGCAUUCAAUGAUUCAUGGGGACUUGAUGCCUGCAUAGAUGAAAACCCCUGCUGUAUCAGUCUAAGGCUGGAGGACAGCGGAGGAUCCAGCCAACAGAACUGCACUCUGGGUCAAGGAGGAACAACCAAGUUAUUGUCCUCUAGCAGCUAUCAUCCUCCACCAUCUAGUGGCUGUGUCCAGUCAUCAAAGAGUUGUGAUGGUAUGGUUGACUCAUCUCCCUCCAAACAACUUACUACCAGCAUUCAGGCUCACACCAGCACAACUACGCCACAGAUCAACAGCCUCCUCAACUCAAAACUAUGGGACAGCUGGGAGGAGGAAGAAGAGGAAGAGGUUGCCCCUCUUUCCCAACGGGUGAAUUCCUCUGCUCACCUCAAAACCCCAUCAUCAUCACUUAGUAAAAAAUGUCACUCCUUGGUGCCUAUUACUCCAUUACCCCACUACUCUGACAUGGACACACCAGAGCUUAAGAGCAAACUCAAAAGGUUUGGUGUUCGGCCUUUACCGAAGCGCCAAAUGAUCCUCAAGCUUAAGGAGAUCCACCAGUACACCCACCAGCUGGUCAGCUCAGACUCUGAGGAUGAGCCACCCUCAGUGGGUCACACUGCUCAAAUGAAGUCCCUCGUCACUGGUUCAGCAGCUGCUCCCAACAGGCCGGUCUCCUGCACCCAGACAGGGAAGUUUAAGGAGCCAAGUGUUCCUGCUACCAUCUCCCCUAUGAAACCUAACAGGAGUAAGGAGGAGGAGGUGCUGUCUGCUUCACAGGGCUCCAACACCUCUUCAACUGCUGCCAGUGAGGAAUCUGAAAGGUCAAAUCCAGAGCUGUGUCUCUCCUCCAACGAAGACUCAGACAGUGAUAUUGGUAUCUCUGCCUCUCAGGCAGCAAAUUGCCUUGAGGACCGUCUCCGCGCAGUGCGCUCCUUCAUCCUGUCCGACUCUGCUCUAUACAGUCAGAUCCUCCAGUACCAGCCUCUGGUCCUGUCCCAGCUCCAGGAACGACUGAAAGCAAAUGGGAUCCGCCUGGGUGCUGCCAAGCUGGUGGACUACCUGGACUCUCAGUGUGUCACCUUCACCACUGCCAAGCCAGGGCAGUCUGCACCCUGCCACAAGCGGGGAAAGAGGACACGCACCAGAGCAAAGACAGCAGAUAAAGGUGUAGUGAGAAGAAAAAAAGAUUACAGCUGUUGGGCAGAGCUCCAAUGCUGUGACCAGAGCAACGCGGGGUUAAAAUCUGAAACAGCAGUUUCCCUUCAGCUACAGAUAAAGGCAAGUUAAAAAGCACUAAUAAAUAUAAUCACUGUGGCAACUGGGGAUGAGCCACUUACCUUAACACUGGCAGAAAAAAUAAAAGAUUAAAGCAUGAGUUUUAAUAACUCCUCAGUAACAAGUUACUGAGGUGAAAAUUAAUAAGGUCUUUUCAAUCUAGUCUUUACCAUGUGAAUGAAUUGAUGGCCUAUCCAAUAAAAGGUUACUCGUGUUAGUACCUGUAGAUACUCACUCUUCAUCGCAGCACUGGGGGUACUUUCUCUAUACUGAACGGGCCCCUGGUUAUUAUUCAACUGCCCAUUGUCACCGUCUCCCAGCUUCUGCUCCACCUCCUGCCAUGCUGCACACAGACAGAAAGAGGUGUCUUCACUGUCACACUAUGUGCAGUAAAGCACUUAUACAGUGUGACAUUCAGAGAGUUGGUCCGGUCUGUGGUGUUUAUAGCUGCGGGUGAAGGUGUCUAUACACCCCCACCACCAACAACACCAGAUAAACUUUCAUGGCUUUCGCUCUAAAGUUUGCAUGUCAUCUUUACAAACAAUAAGCCACAUAUUUAGAUGUCAGUCCAGCCUGUAAACACUUAACUGUUUUCAUAUUGAAGAGCUAAAAUUACAACAACUGUUAUCUCCUGAAGCACCUGAUUCAACAGGUUGAACUGGACUGACACCCGCCUGGUGUUUAGCGUUCAAACAGUCAGAUAACAUGCUGCUGCUCCUGGCUCCACUUUAUAAUGAAAUGGCAGGACAGCACAAACUAUGAUUGACCUCUAGGUAGAAACGUCCAACUCGAGACCUCCCACUCAACUCAGCAUCAAUCUUUUGAAGCGGCAGUGUCGUCAAGAAGAAUCUCGAGCGUGUUCCAAAUCACAGGACCAAUGAGAGCGAGAGGUGUCGAUACGUCAUGUGACUGGUUGUUUGAACGGACGGUUGUUUAAAUAUGUCAGAGCUUUAUAAACGUGGCAAGCGGUCCGGAGAUGACCUAUAAGAUGAUAGAUGACCUAUAAGAUAAACAGGUUUCAAUUACAGAGGUCUGUAAUGUAUUUAUGGUACGUUCAAACUGUAAUUAAAGACUACAUCUGUAUUUUGACAAGUCGCAAUUCCAAAAAAAAUAUCGUUAUUAGUCAGACAUCACUGCUGUGCAAAGCUGGAGGGGUGAUGAGAAGGUGAUUAAAGUCAUGUUGUGUGGAAACGACUUUAAAAUAAAAGUCUUUGAUUUGACUAAAUGACAAACAUGUCUCCUCAAUGUAGUAAUAAACAGAGUUGCAGAAGCACCAAAUACAGCUCUAAUAACAUCUGACUAUCAAACAUACUUAUAUCAAGGCUACUGGUAUAUUAUACACAGAAACAUGAUUACACACCUUUGAUUAAAUAACUUUUAUUUGACAUUAAACAUGGACUGUGAUCCUGAACAACCACGUAUCAGCGAGGGUUUGGUCAGUAGGCUCUGAUGCAGUUCUCACACAUAACCAGCAGAUGUCGUUGUUCUGAAUGUGUCAAAUGGUGUCGAGCAAUGUGUCGAUUUCAGCCCAACUGUGUCAUAGUUGCUCAAUGCAUCUCUACCUCUAGGUUUCAUGUUCUGGUCAGUGCCAUUUAUUUAUCUGUGGUCAACUGUGUCUAAUUUGUGACCCUGUCAAGUAUAAAGUUCAAUGACUUUAAAUUACUUCAGGAGUUCUGGUGAUGGUAGAGCUACCUAAACAUGGCAUUACUCAAUAACCUGCUGCAAAUUUGGAUCCAGUCCAGUGUGUCAGGCUUGUCAGAAACCAGCUGAGCGGCUGUCACAGCACUGGGCAUGAUCGGCCCAGCACACUGCUGCACUGCGGGUCUCACCUUCAUACACGAACCUGACGUUUUCCUCGUGUGCGGGAGUGAAUCCCUCUGUCGGGCUGCUGACCUUCUGCAGGGCUGCGCUGUGCUGGCGCUUAACGUUGAGGCGGUUGAAGACGAUCUUGGCUGGCUGAGAGCUGUAAAGGGCAGACAGGGUUAAUUACAGGUGUCAGCUCGGGAUAGUAAGAAGGAAAGCUCGGCAACAGAAGUUAAGGCUGCCUGUCAGUUUAGCUUCAAGUAACUUUAAUACUGAACGACAAGCAUUGGAAUUUACUUUGAGGAUUAACACAUUGACAUUAUUCUUGCAGAACGUUAUUAAUAUGAAUGGGUUUAGAUUACAGUAUUUUGACUAACUCUAUACAAUCCCUUUCCGCUUGUUUAUUAGGAAACUGUUUUAGACACUGAGAGAAAGACGCCAGUCAUGCUGUUUAACUCUGGUCCUGUACAUCAAUGGCAUUUCCGAGCUCUGCUCUGGUGCCACCGAAGGUGGAGUUGCUGGUGCGGCUUUCAGGCACGAUCGGGCCAUGGUCUCCGGUGGAGGAGAAGGCUACACAGCACCCGAAGGAGACAGCGACGAGCCCAGUAAUAGGUUUUGUCCGAUAUUGGAUGCCCUAGAUUCACUGAUGUUACACGAUCACAUAUGGAUAGAGAUGAUAGGCUAGUUUCAUUCUUAGGCCAAAAUAUAAGCAGAUACUCACGUUGUCAGGGGCCAAGCGGUCGGCCUGAGCUUCAAGUCGCUGAGCUUAGUCUCGACCUGCUGCGUAGGACCUGGCGUGGAGAUAAACACAUACAGUACACAGACGUGUUUAAAUCAGUUUGACCCAUUUAGCAAUUUAUGACAAACUGUCAAACAAAAGUGGAGGGGGCGCUAACACUGCAUGUGGUCGCUCACCUGUCCGCCGUUGUGUAACAAGUUUACUGGGCCCUCGUGUGAUUGUGUACAUCAUGUGAGCGCCGGUUGCCUCGAACAAGUCCUCUAGUUUUCUCAAAGCUAACAUCCGCUGCACGCAUAGACCGAUCACUCAAACCUCCUGCCUCGGCCGCCAGCGGAGACCUGUCUAAGCGAGCGUGACUUCCCCCGGUCAGCUGCUCCGGGCUCGGCCUGUGGGAACACUGUGGAAACGCUGCCCCGUGGACUGCUGCUCCCGAGCAGGAGCCGAGGCGACGCGCGCGACGCGCGCGACGCGGCUCCGGGGGAGGAGGCGUGUAGGUCAGUCAAGGAGAAAGCGACUCCGCCUGCCGGGACCGGUGGUUCACGGACAGGGCACUGUGUUGGUGAGUUGCGCAGACAGUAGCAGUCCGGAUCGGUCACUCCGUCCUUCCCGUUCCGCUCAUGCUUUGACCUGCUGCCUGAUUAGGCGCAAGGGCACUUCACACUAUGGUAUUUUGAUAAGGGCGGAAACUCAGCAUGCUUGGGCGAAGUCGAGCCAGCGAACAUAAGAGAACACAAAUUCCGGUUGGCUUUUCAAAAUAAAUGCCCUCAAUGACCAAGCCUGUGUGUGUGCGUGUGUCUAGUGUGUGCAUAUUUUUUCCAUGCAAAUUGGCAAAUGAUAACUUCCCUGCUCUUUUAUUAGGCAAAUAAUGUAGUCUUGAGAAGCUAGUAUAAAUUUUAACGCGUCACAAAACUUUGUUUAAACUUGUAUUUUUAUUUUGAAGGUAGAUGGUUUUUAUUGUUUGUGCUUUCCUUUGAUCGAGCAACUUUACGCAGGUGCCCUCUUCAGUGACGUCGCUGCACGCUCCUCACACGUGGGAGGAGCGUCACCUUUCACCUAAUAAACCAAACGCGUAUCAGCGUAGAUCAGGGCUGCUCAAUCCUGGUCCUCGAGAGCUACCGUCCUGCUAGUCUUCCAACUCUCCCUGCCGCAGCUAAUACUGAUUACCUUGACCAGGUGUGUUUACCCAGUCAGCAGCUUACUGACACACCUGAUCUAGGUAAUCAGCCGGGAGAGUCGGAAAACCGGCAGGACGGGAGCUCUCGAGGUCCAGGAUUGAACACCCCUGGUGUAGAUAAAUCAGAAACGUGUUUAUUGACGGUGCUUACAUAAAACAUAAAGACAUAGGACAUAAAACAUAAGCAACUGAAAUAAAAUAAACAGAAACUUACUGAGAAAUGUUCUGUUUUGUUGUUAAUUUAUCAAAUUUUCAAGUCUAAUUCUAAUUAAAUAUUACAUUUAGAAAUAGACUUUACCAGUAGAGAUGACUGGUGACUGACAGGAUGUAUGGUGCCAAAAUUAUAAACAUUUACUGUUAUCCACUAAACAUUAUGAGGUGGUUGAGAUGGAUACCUUUUGUAAAAUUGCUGUUAAAUAUUAAAUAUUCUGUCACAGUGAGCUUAGAAAGUGUUUAGUAAAGAAGAAGCUCAGACAGGUUUAUCCAGUGUGAUAUCCAACACUUAGCCCCCUGUUCAUCUGUUCUAUCUGGGUCAGUCAGCUUAUAAACAGUUAACAGUCCACACUGCAGAUUUAGCACUGACAGCGGAGAGGUCAGAUUGCAACUUGUGGCCAGUUUCACAGUAAGAUACAUUUCUUAGCAUGCACACUUCACCUUAUUGAACAUAUGGUAGGAUUGAGUUUAUUUUUUAAAUAACUGUAGUGUUAACCUAUGUGGUGUCCACUGGCUGUGCAGCAGUGUCACUCCUGCCAGGCAAAGCUUUUAAUGUGAUUUUUAAAUGAGACAGUGAGCAUUUUUUCACUCAUUCAUUACACACUGCUCAAUCUGUUUUUCAUGAUUUAAGUCUUUAUUGUGCUGUUUAAUUAAAACUGCAAAUCAUAUGCAAUCAUAUCAUACUUAGAUCAAGAGGUAUAUAUCUCAAAGAAACAUAACUUGCCAAACACAAGUGUUUCUCAACAUUACUUAAAGCUUUGUACAAUCUAAGCAGCCCACUUCUAUUAACCUGUUCUUGCAGAUUCUGUCCCUUUAGCACCGCUGACGUCUACAGUAAAUGAUUUCUAUCAAAAAAAGGAAAUAUGAAAUUUCAAUUCAAAAUCAACUGUCCCACACAUAGUUUCACUACCAAGACACCAAAAUUUCACAUAUCACAUAAAUAUUUACAAACGGUUAAAAUAUACACCAUACUACAUAAGCCCAAAAGUAUUGGUGACUGAGGUUUUAUGAUGUCUCUUUUCCUGCACCACAGUUGAGAAGACAUUAAAGUGUGAUCAAGUGUCAAGCUUAAGUGUUAUUUUUAAAAGUUUCCAAAAAAAUAUGGCAUUUACAGUCAUUAAAGCAGAGUACCUUCAUUCACAGAGAAACAAUUGUGGCCCACAGCUCUGCAACUGUUGUCAUGUAAUGAGCAUGUGCAUUUGGCAGCUGCAUGACUGAAACAAAUAAUAUAUUUUUGUGAAACCUCUGGCAUUUUUCAAAUACUAGACCUAACCUAAACUAGAAGCUGUUUUUCAGAAUAAACACACCACACAGGAGAGUGAUGCAAAUCCCUGUACAUAAAAUCUUAUUUCUUUGUACAUUUCCAUUUGUAUUUUUCCAUUCCAAAUGUAACAAGAUUACUUGUAUUAGUUUCAAGAUAAUAAGCAAAUGUAGGUAGUAAUUUAAAGGUAAAGUUGUUCCUUCCGUUCUUCCACCAGGCUGUCGGGGAUGUAGUUUUUCUCAGUAAUGAGGCUCACAGUCCUCCACCAGGCUGUCAGUGAUGUAAUUGACAUGGAGUAGCUUGUGGUAGUACUCUUUCUCCACUUUUGUGUUAACUGUCCAGGCUACAACUUCCACCCCUCUCUGGGCCCAGUAUUGCACAUAGUCCCUGCAAACAGCACACAGAAAAGUUAUUCUGUCCUGUAAACAUUUUGAAGUGACUGCAUUCCCCAAAAUGUGCUCAUACCCUGCAGUAUUUACUGGUGUUAAAGGAAAACGUCACAGAUUUUCAAUGGGGGUUGACCAAAACAGUCUCAGGUAGAAUUUAAGAAUGAAGGGACACUCAGAUCAUUUAAAGUACUAGUUAGUCUGUGAACCCACAGCAAAAAGGCCUCUGGUCUGUUUCAGAUGCUUUUGCAGAGGAAUAAAGGAUAAUUUCUCUGCAUAGAAAAUGUGGAGGAAUCUGAGUGUCCCUUCAUUCUUAAAUACUACCUGAGAUUGUUUUGGUCAACCCCCAUUGAAAAUCUGUGAAGUUUUCCUUUAAGCAGUAAUUAUAAAAGUGGUAACCUUAUAAUUAGAGGCACAUGAAGCAAAUAAAGCCCAUUGUAUCAUUAAUCUAAAUUCUAGUUAAGGUGCCUCAGCAGAAACUCACUGUGAAACAAAGUUCUUUUGGAUCAGGAAGGCUGAGUUUCCACACAGCUUCCAAAGCACAUGAUGGUGCGCAAAGUCCAGCAACACAUCAUUCAGUGUGAACCAGAAGUGUUUCCAUGAAGAUGAGAAAUAUGGGGUGCCGUCUCCAAGCCGACUCAGGCUCCAUGGCCUGUGGGUUAAUGCAGUGACCACUUCUGGAUCACUCUGUCUCAUCUUGGCCAGAAGAAUAGACAUAAAAAGAUUAAAGUUUGACACAUGCUAGCAAUACAUAGGCAAAGAAGUGUCAAAAUCAUCUGUGAUUCAAUAUUGUACAGACUGACGUCCCUCUAGUUUUAGUGAAUUGGUGGGUUUUGAGAAGUGUGUGAGCUAAAUUUUUCAGAUUCACUGAUACAAUCACAUAAUAUAUAAUUUUGUUCACUGCCGAAAAACAAUGUCAAAAAAAAUACCAUAAAUGAAACUUCCCUCUUACCUUGUAUAUGACACUGGGCUGAAAGGAGCAAACGAUGCUGCUGUUGUAGAGGACUGGAUACUUCUUAUACAAGUCCUUGAGGGCUGCAGUCGCCUGGAAGAAGAGCAAACACAUAGUUACUGUCGGUCAUUCAACUGUGUCCAGCAUGUCUGUUGUUUUAAGGUCUGUGUGUGUGUGUGUGUGUGUGUGUGUAUGUGUGUGUGUCCAACGAUGUCACGCUAAGCAGCAGCUGUGUAAGUCUGGGUAAGCUACUGGGUGAAAAACCUAGCAGGAGAGCAGUUCUUCAUUCCUUACUCAUCUAAAAAUGUGCUGAGUUAGAAACCACCGGUGUUAUGAUGCAAAUCCAUAGGUUGCCUUGUAAUAGACUAGCAACAGUGAUUGCUGGCUCUGGAUCAGUUUAUUUGUAUUUAAAAUUCAUAAUUAAAUCAAAUUUCUACAAUAUGAAAAAGUCCUGUUAUUUUGGUUUAGCCUGUUUGGUUUGAAAAUGUUGUUAAUAAAAUUUUUCAAUUUGUAAAUUGUAAUUGUAAAUUUAUGUGAAGACAGAACUAGUGUAACAAGUUUUGAAACCAUUGAACCCUAAGCAUUGACUAAAGUAACCAAUCAUUAACUGUGUAUUAUGAUCAUUUUGUACUGGGGCACCAUAAAAGCCUUCUUUCGAAUAAUAUAAACACAAUAUCGAACAUUCUGGUGUUCUGCUUUAAAUGUUGCAAUGUUGACUGGGUACAGAUCAAUUACAGAGUAUACGUAUAAGUUGCUGUUUGUUAGUUCCAUUGGCCUCACCUCAUUUGGAUGACCUUUAACAUCAAAGUAGAUAGUAAGAUGUAGUUUGAUGCAUUCCUUCACUGCUUCCUCCAGGGUUGGAAUCUUCUCCCCAGGAAAUUUCUGCCUGGUAAAAGUAGAUGGUGCUACAUGAUACUUUAUUCAAGAUAAAAAGUGAACAGUUACUGUGGCUGCAGCUUUUUGGGUAUGUAACCAUAGAGCAGACAGAUGUAAAGGGUAUAUUAAAAGAAAUUGAAUUUAUCAAAAAUGUUGAAAAAUGUUUUGAAAAUGUUUAGUUUUAGGCAAAUCUAGAAAAAAUAAAUUUGGGACAUCAUUAGUAUUAAUCUGUAACUCUUGCAGGCUUCCCAUAAAACAGGUAUAACAUGUCUAACUUGCUGCCGACCUCCAGAUAGUGACAGUGGAACUAGUCAUUAGUGUGGGCUGACGAGACGUUUGUUGUGCUGUGAUAACCACUGCUGCUUCAGAUUGCCAAAGAAAAUAACAGAGGUAUAAACUAAAGACUUCUGUAACCACGUCUGUAUUACAGCAAAUGUAUAACCUCUGCACUCACCAGAGCCGAUGCUUAGCUGCUGCGUCUAGUUUAGUCAGGUCAGAAUGUGUCAUCUGGUCAAGUGGGCCCGACCCGUUGGUAGUCCGGUCCACAGUGUCAUCGUGCAUUAGGAUCGGGACACCAUCUGCUGAGAACUCCACGUCAAGCUCCACACCCGUUGCCCCAUUCUUACUGGCCUAGAGUAAAAAUAUUUAAAAUGAGGAAUCCAGGAAGUUUUGUGCAGGAGCUAUUUGUUUUCUUUGUUAAUUGUUGCAUAUCAAUAUACAGUAUGUUGAUUCAUUGUCAUAAUUUAGGUUAGCUUCUACUCUUGAUUUGCUUAUUAGAUAUUUGCGUUUUUCAUUCAUUGGUUUAGUUAUUGCCCAGACACGGACCUCAGCGGCUAUAGGGGGGCGGGUUAAGGAGACGGGAGGAGCCUGGGGAGGCAAACAGUUUUUACCGGAGACGGAGACUCAAAGACAGAUUGAAAGGACAGAAACCUGCAAAGAGACCGUGAAUGGACAGCGGCCGCAAGACACACGAACCCACGCAAUAGGAAGCCACCACGGAUUGUUUGUUUGUUGGAACAAUAAAUCACCCGCAUACAGCAUUAACUGGAGUAGACAUUGCACUUUUUUUCAGUGCAAUUCUCUAGUUUCCGCGUAAUCACCCAGCCUGUGGCUCCUCAGUGCCCAUUCAAAAUUAAUAGUGAGAGAAUCGCCACUACAUUUUGCUUCUGAUCUUGCUCAAACAUGUGCACGUAUAAAAUGUCCACAUAAAAGCAAAGAAAACAAGCUUCUGUUUUUAGUUUUACAUUAAUAGUGGUCCCCAAUAAUGUUGUUUAACACAAGCUUAAUCUUCUCGUUUGUAGCAGCUCUGCGGGUUGUGGUGAAGGCGUGCUCUCACCUCACGGAUCGCUGCUAUCGUGUUCUCCGGUGCGUCGUACCCACCGCCCCGGUGAGCGACUACCGACACUUUGCCGGAACCCACCGUGCUUCUGGCUGGGUGCAGCACCUGCCGCGCUCGGUUGGCUGACAGCUGGGGGAACCGAAACACAGCCAAAAAGAGGUAGAGGGAGGCGGUGAGAACCGUCGUCCACACUGGGCUCCUGGUUCCGAGCAGAACCACAACGAAGACGACAGAGUACAAGGUGACUUCGUCUCCCAACUGCAGCAUCGUCGCUCCGCCGCCUGACGUCGGCUAAUGCCACUGUUAGCUAGCGUUAGCUCCUGUUAGCUAAAUACAUACAUGGACCUGUUAACACCUUUACAACUUAAUCUCCUGUUUUUAUGACAAAGUCAUAAAAUUACAAAGUCAUAAAAAUCAUAAAUCAAGUCAGAACAUCAGCCGGUGACACCAACAAACACCAUGACCCGUGACGUUCAGCUACAAAAGAGGAAGUUGUCGUUUUGUACAAAAUAAACGUUCAACAUAAUGAAAGAAUGAAGAAUGAAUUGUAAAAUAUUCGAUCAAUUACUGAUGUAUAUUUAUUUAUAUUUAAAAUCUUGUUUAAAUUUCAUCAAAACAAUUAUUAAAUGUAGUACCUACAAAUUUGAUGAAAACAGGAAAUUGCGAUGAUCGAUUUUUGUGGUCUGCUCUAAACUAUAGAGUCAAAUUAAGGUCACAUUAGAUCUGUGCCAGAACCAGAUUUGUACUUGUAGACUUAGUGAGCUAUACCAUGCUUACACUUAUAAUUUGGGGUGUUAAAAAUCGUGCCUAAAUUUACAAGUAAAAUAACGUGACCUUAAUUUGCCUCCACACUCUGAUUGGAUAAUGAACAAAGAAGUUAUCGCAGUUAGGUUAAUCUACCUCCUGUCGGUAACCCAGAGUUAACGCACGUGCACGGCGUAUAUAUAAAGACAUUGUCAAUGGAUCGCCGAAUUCACGAGUCACCAUGGAAAUCCGAAGCUACACUAUAAUGGCAGCUUAUUUCAACGGCGGAGUUGGAGGUUUUAAUGCAGAGAAUGAAGAAUUUAAGACGAUUAUUAAUAGAAAAAGCAACACAGCUGCAUCGGCGAAGGAAAAAAGAGAAGAAGAAAAAAGUGUAAUCCUUCUGGAGCAGGAGGAACUCUGUCCCAAGUCAAAAUGAAACACAAAACCCUACAAAAAAGGACAUGAAGAAUUGAUGAGUGCUUUGGUACAGAAACCUUAAUAAAAGUGAUUCUGACAAA